ACUACAGAUAAUUUAGAAGGUCUGAGUGAGUCCCAAAUAGCAGGGAAGAAGUUGUUCUUAGUUCAAGGAGGCAAACCUCAACUGAUGAACUGGGAGGAGUAUGGACUGAGGAUUAGUGUACCAGAGGAUAGUCUAUCAGCAUCAGAGACUGUAGAAGUAUCAGUACUAGCUCUUGUAGGAGGACACUUCAAGUUUCCUGAUAAUACUAGACUAGUCAGUGCAGUGUAUGCAAUAUCAACCAGUCCACUCCUCAAGUCAUUGAGGAUAGAAAUGCAACACUGUAUUGAUCUCAGUGAUCCUUCUUUAUCCAAGUAUCUUAAAUUUGCUGUUGCUCCAGUUCACACAGCUAGUCUUCCUUACCAGUUCUCACUAAUUGAAGGAGGGGAGUUUCCAGUAUACCAGAGAUAUGGAUCAAUUGAACGAAGCAAGUUCUGUCAAUUAGCUAUUGUUGGCAUAGAAGAAGAGGAAAAUGGAGGAGGUAGCAAUGAGGAGAGGAAUGGACAGGAAGAUGGAGACUCAGGAGAUGAGGGUAAGGGACAAAGAGAAGGACAAGGAGCUGGAGGACAAGAAGGAGAACCAGGUGGAGUAGGAAGGAGUGAUAGAGAGGAGGAAGGGAAUGGGCUGAAGGAGCCAGUGGAUUGUACAGAAGACUCUGAAUUAAGUACAUCACAAUCUAAAACUAUUGUUCCUACUUGUUCAACUGGUAUAACUGAGGCUACAGUAUAUGCUGGACAAGUGUUUUAUCAACGACCAGAUAAAAUGAGAUUUGCAGCCUCUACAGAGUUGAAUGCCCUACAUCAGUAUAUUGAAAAGAAGUACUCUCAUCCAGAGUUUGAUCAAAGUAUUACUUUUAAACUCAAAUCACCAAAAGGAUGUAUCGAAUUGGCAUUUGAUGAUGAGCAACAAAGAGAACCAAUAACUGGAUGGAAGAUAAGACCACAUGUGAUGCCUUGUCAAAUAAAAGAACAUGAAAUACUUGGUUUUGGUGGCAUUAGUACUACAAUUCCUCCGUCUUGUUUGGUAUCAAUAUAUGCUGAGAAUAGUCCUGAUACUGUACCUAAUUUGAGUUAUUCUGUACCGUUGAAAGGUGUACAGGACCCAAUGGAGAUUAUUAUUAACCGAUCACUAAGAGAUUUAUCAGAUGCAGCUUAUUCUGUUAACAUUAAGGAUGGUCCUAGUCUUGGUUCACAGAAUGACAUCAAGAAGCAUUUUAAUGAUCUGAAACGUUUUCUUUCAUCUUCAGAAGCAAUGUUUCGUGACAUAGCUAACAGUUGUAAGGAGGUACAAAUUAUUAAUUCUUCUCAGUAUAAUGAGUUAUUUGAUGGGAUGAUUCACCAUUCUUUAUCAAAAAGAGUAGAACUUUUUAUUGGAAAUAUUACAUUAUUAAUUGAAUAUUGUCCUGAUCAAAUUAGCGAGUUCCUCUCUAAACUAAAAGAACAGGAACAUGUUGCUCUUUCUGCAAUAGCUGACAAAAUUGCUGCUUCAUCAGAUAGAUGAACAAGAUAAUGAUUACAGGAGCAAACACAUUAUAUGUUUCUAUUUUUAUAUGCACUUUUUAUUUUACAUGCUGUGUGUGUAGUUUUAUGCUUUUAAUUUAGUAGCUUUACAAAAGUA
Molecule: messenger RNA, 1614 nt
Organism: Amphimedon queenslandica
Lineage: Eukaryota; Metazoa; Porifera; Demospongiae; Haplosclerida; Niphatidae
Exons: 7
Coding region: 85-1497 (470 amino acids)
Source: RefSeq, a predicted model, not a curated record